AUAUUCCCAUUUCCCAUUGCUUCUCUGCAAUUCUUCUUCUUCUUCUUCUUUCUCUUCUCGCCGAUGGUGAAGUUCUCCAAGGAACUGGAAGCUCAGCUCAUACCGGAAUGGAAGGACGCAUUUGUCAAUUACUGGCAACUGAAGAAACACGUCAAAAAAGUUAAGCAAUCGAGGAAUCCGAAGCAGGCUCCGGAUCCGAACCCCGAUUUCGGGAGAUCCAUAUUCGACCCGAUUCGGAGUCUUGUAGGGAGAUCGGCGGGUCGGGCUGCCGCCAACCCGGAUAUAAUCAAUAAGGUCACCAGAAAACUCACUGCUACUGUUGAAGAAGAUGGAGAAGAAGAACACGUUUAUGAAACUGAGCUUGUUCAGCUCUUCUCUGAAGAAGAUGAGGUGGUGGAGUUCUUCGAGAUGUUAGACGACGAGCUGAAUAAAGUGAAUAAAUUUUACAAAAAUAAAGAGACUGAAUUUAUGGAAAGAGGGGAAUUACUGAAUAAGCAGCUUCUGAUAUUGUUGGAUUUGAAGAGAGUACUCGUCGAUCGGCGCCGGAAAAGGUCCGGCGCCGGCGCCCGAUAUAUGUCGCCGGACAGGAGUUCGGAUUUUUCCGUAAACUGGACAGAAUGGCAAAGCGAGUCCGGCGACACCUCGCCGGCGUCGGAAUCUCAGUCGGAGGAUGUGAUCGCCGCCCUGGAAAAGAACGGAAUCAGCUUUGUGAACUCGGCGACGCGAGGGAAGACGAAGGGCGGGAAGCCGAGGAUGGCGAUGAGGAUCGAUAUUCCGGCGACGACGCCGACGCGGACGAUCGCCGCCGUGACGUCGAUGCUGUGGGAGGAUCUGGUGAACAACCCUAAGAAAGCUCCGGCGGAGUAUGUGAACCGGAAGAAGAUUCAGUAUGCCGAGAAGAUGAUCAGAGGGGCAUUUGUGGAACUUUACAGAGGCCUUGGCUUGCUCAAGACUUACAGCACACUCAACAUGGUGGCUUUCACAAAGAUCCUCAAGAAGUUCGACAAGGUAUCGAAGAGCCACGUGUCGCCAAGCUACCUCAGAGUGGUGAAAAGCUCUCAUUUUAUUAGUUCCGACAAGGUGGUAAGAGUAAUGGACGAAGUGGAGUCGUUAUUCACGAAGCACUUUGCCAACAGUGACAGGAAAAAGGCCAUGAAGUUCCUCAGCCCUCAUUACAACAACCAAGAUUCCCAUUUCGUUACAUUCUUUGUCGGGUUGUUUACAGGGAGUUUUGUAACGUUGUUCAGUGUGUAUGCAAUAUUGGCGUAUGUUAGCGGGCUGUUCUUGUCUGCAAAUGGAAAUGAAGCUGCUUAUAUGGAAACUGUCUAUCCUAUUUUCAGCAUGUUUGCGCUUUUGAGCUUGCACUUAUUCAUGUACGGGUGCAAUUUGUUUGCGUGGAAAGCGACGAGGAUUAAUUACAACUUCAUCUUCGAGUUUCAGCCCAAAACCGCCCUUAAGUACCGCGACGCUUUCCUCAUUUGCACUUGUCUAAUGACAUAUGUCGUUGGCUCAAUGGUCGCUCACCUUAUCUUGCUCUGCAUUGGCUUCUCUCCUCACCAAGUCGAUUUUAUUCCCGGGAUUCUCUUGCUGAGUUCGAUGAUUCUUUUGGUAUGUCCUCUAAAUAUUUUCUAUCGGUCGACGAGGUUUUGUUUCCUUAAAGUGAUUCGCAACAUUGUAUUCUCUCCUCUUUAUAAGGUUGUGAUGGUCGACUUCUUCAUGGCGGAUCAAUUAACUAGUCAGAUCCCAUUUUUCCGGCACAUGGAAUCGGCGGCAUGUUAUUUCAUCGCGGGGAGUUUCAAAAUGCACGAUUACGAGACAUGCAAGUCGGGCAAGCUUUAUCGGGAGUUUGCAUACAUAAUUUCCUUCGCGCCAUACUAUUGGCGCGCAAUGCAAUGUGCAAGAAGAUGGUUCGACGAGGGAAAUGUCGACCACCUCGCCAAUCUGGGGAAAUAUGCAUCGGCCAUGGUGGCGGCGGGGGCGAGGCUAACGUACGAGAGGGAGAAAUCGUCGCACCUAUGCAUGGCAAUUGUUUUGGUGACCUCGGUCAUGGCCACCGUAUAUCAAUUGUAUUGGGAUUUCGUCAAAGAUUGGGGAUUGUUCCAUCCAAAGUCGAGAAAUCCGUGGCUUAGAGAUGAUCUUAUACUCAAGAGUAAAUGGCUUUAUUACGCAUCAAUCGUUUUGAACUUUGUUUUGCGUAUUUUGUGGGUCGAGACUCUUUUGAGGUUCAAAGUCGGGAUGUUCGACUCGCGCUUGAUUGAAUUUCUUCUCGCAUCGUUGGAGGUCAUUCGAAGAGGCCAUUGGAAUUUCUACAGAUUGGAAAAUGAGCAUUUGAACAAUGUGGGAAAAUUCAGGGCCGUUAAGACGGUUCCACUGCCGUUCCGUGAGACUGACUCGGAUGGGUGAAGUUACUAUCGGCUCCCUACAUGCAAACAUAGUGGUGGACUAGGGAUUGGUUUACUGGGAGGGGUAGGAAAGUCUUUUCGGUCCAUCAACGGUGGAAAUGACGGAAAGAUCUGCCGCAAAAGUGGCGCGUAUGGCUCGGGAAAAGGACAACACGGCCGUGUUUCCUCCCGACUGCAAGUUAAGAAAUUUUAUUGCACAAAUUGAUGUAUUUUUGGAUUGGUCGUAUUAAUCUUGUAUUUUUUAGGAAUAAAUGUGACAUUGUAAUUAAAUGAAAAUUUUUAUUUAUGGUCAAGUGGUAAUUUUAAUGAGUGGUUAUUUACUUCUAGCAA
Molecule: messenger RNA, 2732 nt
Organism: Andrographis paniculata
Lineage: Eukaryota; Viridiplantae; Streptophyta; Magnoliopsida; Lamiales; Acanthaceae
Product: phosphate transporter PHO1
Exons: 15
Coding region: 64-2403 (779 amino acids)
Biological process (GO): cellular response to phosphate starvation; phosphate ion transport
Cellular component (GO): plasma membrane; cytoplasm; Golgi apparatus
Molecular function (GO): inositol hexakisphosphate binding
Source: RefSeq, a predicted model, not a curated record